AUGCAUGUACCAUGUCUAGAGAUUUUAGAAGAUACUGAAACUGUACUUCUCCUACUUCUUUUAGCAGAUGUGAACAACAAGGAAAUGCAAAUUGGAAACCAGACUUCCGUGUCUCAUUUCAUUUUGGUCGGCUUGCACUACCCACCGCAUCUGGGUGUACCAUUCUUUCUAAUUUUCCUUGUUAUCUAUGUCCUCACUGUCUCUGGCAAUGGGAUCAUCAUCAUCACAAUCUUGGUGGACAUCCGGCUCCACCGUCCUAUGUACUGGUUCCUCUGUCACCUUUCCUUCCUGGAUAUGACCAUUUCCACUGCCAUUGUCCCCAAAAUGCUGACUAUCUUUCUCUUGGAUAAUAGAGUAAUCUCCUUUGUGGGCUGUGCAAUCCAACUCUUUUCUUUCCAUUUCCUGGGCUGUACUGAAUGCUUCCUUUACACACUCAUGGCUUAUGACCGUUUCCUGGCCAUCUGUAAACCUUUACACUAUGCCACCAUCAUGACCCGCAGCGUCUGUACUUACCUGGCUUUUGGCACCUGGUUUGGAGGCACCCUCCACUCACUCUUCCAAACAACUUUCAUAUUCCGGCUGCCCUUCUGUGGUCCAAACCAAGUAGACUACAUCUUCUGUGACAUUCCUGCCAUGCUGUACCUAGCCUGUGCUGACACCACCAUCAAUGAGUUGGUCACCCUUGUGGACAUUGGCUUCCUGGCCCUCACCUGCUUCGCACUUAUCCUUACUUCCUAUGGCUAUAUAGUAGCUGCCAUCUUGAGAAUCCGUUCUGCUGAUGGGCGUCGCAAUGCCUUCUCCACCUGUGCUGCCCACCUCACUGUUGUCAUUGUUUAUUAUGUUCCCUGCACUUUCAUUUACCUGAGGCCUAACUCACAUGAAUCUCUGGAUGGGGUGGUGGCCGUCUUCUACACUGUCAUUACUCCCUUGCUUAACCCCAUCAUCUACACACUCCGAAAUAAAGAGAUGAAGGCAGCACUAGGGAGACUGGUAGGACGCAAGGAGGUGCAGACUCACUGA
Molecule: messenger RNA, 1020 nt
Organism: Chrysochloris asiatica (Cape golden mole)
Lineage: Eukaryota; Metazoa; Chordata; Mammalia; Afrosoricida; Chrysochloridae
Product: olfactory receptor 10G6-like
Exons: 1
Coding region: 1-1020 (339 amino acids)
Biological process (GO): G protein-coupled receptor signaling pathway
Cellular component (GO): membrane
Molecular function (GO): G protein-coupled receptor activity; olfactory receptor activity
Source: RefSeq, a predicted model, not a curated record